AUGAAAGCACUCGCGAGGAGCUACGUAUGGUGGCCUAAUAUCAAUGGUCAUCUGGAAGAGCUAGCGAAAGGCUGCAGCGGGUGUCAGCAAAACCAGAAGAUGCCUGCUAAAACACCACUACAUCCGUGGGAGUGGGCCACUACACCAUGGCAGCGUAUACACAUCGACUACGCAGGGCCAUUUCAGAACUCGAUGUUCUUAGUGGUUGUCGACGCACACACCAAGUGGCCAGAAGUGGUUCCAGUCAAGUCAACUUCUUCAAGUUCGACUAUCGAAAUUCUACGCGAUUUGUUCGCCAGAUUUGGAAUUCCAGAACAGAUAGUCAGUGACAAUGGUACACAGUUUGUUUCUGAGGAAUUCCAGACAUUUGUCAAGUCCAAUGGCAUCCGCCAUAUAACUUCAGCACCGUACCAUCCAGCGACGAAUGGUCUUGCGGAAAGGACAGUACAAACCUUCAAACAGGCUUUGCGUUCCAUGCGUCAAAGCCCCAAGCCAGUGAGGGAGAAGUUGGCGAAGUUUCUCAUAGCUUACAGGAACACUCCACACUCCACCACCGGUGAGAGCCCAGCACAGUUACUCCUGGGAAGACCAUUGCGUACUCUCCUAGAUUUGGUGAAACCUAACUUAAACCGUAAGAUGGUUAACCAACAACACCAGCAGAGCAUUAAGGCAGCGAUUGACAAGGGUAAACAGUAUCGCCAGUUAGAGAUGGGUGACUCAGUUAUGUCACGGAAUUAUCGAGGGGAUCUGAAGUGGCGUCCAGGGCUGAUUGUUAACAAGACAGGUCCGCUGAUGUAUGAGGUACAGGUGGCACCGGGACUGAUCUGGCGCCGACAUAUUGAUCAGUUGAGACCAACGGCAGUUGGACACACAGUUGAAAGCACUGACGCCGACUGUAGUGUUGAAGUCAGCCAACCUGAAAUGGCCAACACACCACUGACCCCAAUUACAUCAAGUACUCCAACCACUGAGGGCGGCACAGCUCCAGGAGGUUCCCAAAAAGAUCAACCAAAGAUGGUUCCUGUUUCCACACCUACGGUACCUGACCCUCCUGAUGCUAAACCAGCUACAGUUAGUCCGAUGGUCAAAAUGCGACAACACCCUCAGAGAGUUCGCAGGGCACCACAGAGGCUUGAUCUCUGA
Pocillopora verrucosa is the source of this 1143-nucleotide messenger RNA. Lineage: Eukaryota; Metazoa; Cnidaria; Anthozoa; Scleractinia; Pocilloporidae. The record is from RefSeq and is a predicted model, not a curated record.